This is a messenger RNA of Moesziomyces antarcticus, 690 nucleotides long. RefSeq names its product s-adenosyl-L-methionine-dependent methyltransferase. The record is from RefSeq and is a predicted model, not a curated record. The coding region runs from base 1 to 690 and encodes 229 amino acids. The transcript is spliced from 2 exons. NCBI's taxonomy places the organism in Eukaryota, Fungi, Basidiomycota, Ustilaginomycetes, Ustilaginales, Ustilaginaceae.
AUGUCCAUUUCGACGCCCAACUACUCUUCCGGCAACGACCGAUUCGGCGCCGAGGCGGCCACGUGGGAUUCGCAGCCCGAGGUGGUCGAGUCGUCGCGGCUCUGUCUCGACGCGGUGCUGCGUCACUCGGACCACUUCCCCUCGCUCUCCUCCUCGAGUGUACUCGAGAUCGGCUGCGGUACCGGCUUGCUCACUGUGCCACUUGCUCAGCAUGUCGGCUCCAUCCUUGCACUCGACACCGCACAGGGUAUGAUCGACAUGCUCUCGGCCAAGCUCUCCUCCAACGCGAUCCAGCACAAAGUCUCCGCCAAAGUCAAGCUUCUCGAAAGCGCCGAUGAUCCCGUACUUGAGGCGAAGAAGUUCGAUGUUGCACUCAGCCAUCUUGUCUUCCACCACGUACCCAAUAUGCAGCAGCUGGUCGACGUCAUGUUUGGAACUCUCAACAAAGGCGGCAGAAUUUGGAUCUCGGACUUUGAGGAUGACGGGCCCCAAGCAGAAGCUUUCCAUCCAAAGGCCAAGCAUGCAGGCGUGGAACGACACGGCCUCAAACGCGACGAGAUGCACAACAUCCUCACCAACGCCGGUUUCACCAACGUCGAGGUCUUUGAAAGCUUUCAGAUGCAGAAAAAGGUCGAGUCGGGACAAACACAAUCCUUCCCCUUCCUUGCUAUUACAGGCAUUCGACCCUGA